Messenger RNA from Nematostella vectensis (starlet sea anemone), 1195 nucleotides. Its product is annotated as LRP2-binding protein. Gene Ontology annotation, molecular function: protein binding. NCBI's taxonomy places the organism in Eukaryota, Metazoa, Cnidaria, Anthozoa, Actiniaria, Edwardsiidae. The transcript has 6 exons. The record is from RefSeq and is a predicted model, not a curated record. The coding region runs from base 28 to 1068 and encodes 346 amino acids.
GCUGUUCUUUUCAGCUCAGAAAACAAAAUGGCGGACGGAGAGCCCAGUAGACCAUUCUCGGCUCCCGUUCCGAUAGAUCGCAAACUAAGCGGCGAUCCCUUACCGCGAUCUCAUGACUCUUUUAUAAUACCGCAAGAGGACAUCAGCCAAGAAGCGCUUGACAAUGAGCUCGAGGAAACGCUGAUAAAGAGGGCAAAAGAUGGAGAUAGACUUGCAAAGUUCCAGCUGGGACAAUUUUACUUCGAAAGAGGAAUUUUCGAGAAGGCAAUUGUUGCGUUCGAAAGAAUUAAAAGCACUGAUUUCCAGGCUAAAUACCAGCUGGGGGUUAUGUAUUAUGACGGCUUGGGCACUCAAGCUAAGCCGGAUAAGGGAGUAGAACUCCUCAAAGAAAUUGCCAUGUCAGCACACCCAGAUGCCAGUCACUUAGUACCCCAUGCACAGUACAACAUCGGUAGGGCUUACUAUGAAGGGUAUGGGGUGAAACAAUCAGACAAAGAGGCAGAGAGAUGGUUUCUAAUGGCUGCACGAGAUGGAGAUCCCUCUGGAAGUCUACGCUCACAAACAGUUUUAGGAAUGUUUUACUCAAGGCCAGGAAAUGAGAACCUUAGCAAGGCUUAUUUCUGGCAUCAAGAAGCCACUGGAAAUGGCAGCGUUGAGUCUCAAGGUGCUUUAGGAGUCAUGUUUGAGUAUGGAAUCGGAGUUCCUAUGAACAUCCAGUCUGCAUUUGAGUGCCUCAAAGGGGCUGCAAUCCGUGGAAAUGUUUAUGCACAAGGAAACCUUGCAGUUCAUUAUUAUAAAAGGAAGCUCUUCAACAAAGCUGCAGAUGUAGCUAAGAGUGUAGCAGAUCUGGAUGAUGUCAUGGCAAUAGCAAGAGAAACUGAAUGCCUUCCAAAAUAUGUUGCCAAAGGGAUUUCACUGGGUAGCUUUGUCUAUGCUCGCUGUCUUCAUCAUGGGUUUGGAGUUGACAAGGAUGAGAAAAACGCUUUAAGGUUUUACUCAAGGGCAGCACAAUUUGACAUGGACACCGCUGCAAGACUUCAUGAUUACAUGACGUAUGGAUAUAUAUGAAGACUGUGUAUCAUAAUUUGUACAUGACCUAUGGAUAUAAAGUAUACAGCUUGAAGACUGUAUAUAAGUGUUCACAUACAAAUUGUCUUCAAGCUUGCAGUAAGAGUCAACUCUAGCCCUCUAGUAA